This is a messenger RNA of Myxocyprinus asiaticus (Chinese sucker), 4620 nucleotides long. It is a transcript of the gene hs6st3a, whose product is annotated as heparan sulfate 6-O-sulfotransferase 3a. The transcript has 2 exons. Gene Ontology annotation, molecular function: heparan sulfate 6-sulfotransferase activity. Bases 239 to 1519 code for a protein of 426 amino acids. The record is from RefSeq and is a predicted model, not a curated record. Gene Ontology annotation, cellular component: membrane. NCBI's taxonomy places the organism in Eukaryota, Metazoa, Chordata, Actinopteri, Cypriniformes, Catostomidae.
GGAACUUAACUUCCUACAUCUCACCUCAGACAGAGCUGCAUUUGACUUCAAAUGGAUCUUCAAAGACAGCGUUGUUUACAUGAAUAUGAAGAUAUUUUAGGCUCUUCUGCGUUGAGAAGCUGUUCUGAACUGGAUUACAUUUCCUGGACCAGACCUUGCCUGAACGAAGCACCUGGAGGACUCAUUCAAUGAAUAGAACAUCACCAAUGGCGUGAUUACCCGCUUCAUUGUCUUUGCAAUGGAUGAUAAAUCCAACAAACUCCUUUUAGUUCCUGUUUUGACCGUUUUAUUCAUCAUGAUCGGCUAUCAGUACAUCUGUCCAGCAGGCAGCACGUCUUGUCGGUUCGGGAAUGGAGAGAGUUUUCCGUUCUCCAAACAUCCCGCAGACGUCAAAAGGGAGUCUCAGCAUCCUGAUGAAGACGGUUCGCUUCGAUUCCGGUCCAAAUUCAACUUCUCACGCGACGAUCUCGAACGCCACGUGGAUUUCGACAUCAAGGGGAGCGACGUUAUUGUGUUCCUUCACAUCCAGAAGACCGGGGGAACCACGUUCGGGAAACACCUGGUGAGGAACAUCCACCUGGAGCGCCCGUGCGACUGCCGCUCCGGCCAGAAGAAGUGCACGUGCCACCGGCCCGGGAAAGCGGAGUCGUGGCUCUUCUCGCGCUUCUCCACGGGCUGGACCUGCGGUCUCCACGCGGACUGGACCGAGCUCACGAGCUGUGUGCCUGCUGUGAUGAAUAAAAAGCAAAAGAAUGAUGCGCCGUUGAAGCGACGGAACUUCUACUACAUCACGCUGUUGCGGGACCCCGUGUCACGCUACCUGAGCGAGUGGAAGCACGUGCAGCGCGGUGCCACUUGGAAGACGGCGCUACACAUGUGCGACGGGCGUCCACCGACCCCAGACGAGCUGCCGGCCUGCUACAGCAGUGAAGACUGGACCGGUGUGUCUCUACAGGAGUUUAUGGCCUGCCCGUCAAACUUAGCCAACAACCGCCAGACUCGCAUGCUGGCCGAUCUCAGUCUGGUGGGCUGCUACAACCUGUCCUCCAUGAGCGAAGAACGGCGAGCCGAGCUGCUCCUGAGCAGCGCUAAGCGCAACUUGCGUCGCAUGGCCUUUUUCGGUCUGACUGAGUUCCAACGCAAAACACAGUUCCUUUUUGAAAGGACGUUCGGCUUGCACUUCAUUGCCGCCUUCACUCAGAUUAACGGUACCCGUGCGGCCGGGGUCACGGUAGGAGCUCCCACUCGCCGGCGCAUAGAGGAGUUGAAUGCACUGGACAUGAAGCUGUACAAGUAUGCGCGGGAGCUUUUCUUGCGACGAGUGCAAUACUGCCACCAACAGGAGAGGCAGGAGGAGCGGGAGAGGAGGCGAGAAGAACGCAGGAGAAUGAAGGAACAAAAAGCAUCACAGUUUAAAGGACAGGAGGAGGACGAAGGAGACACAGAAGAGGAAAUGGAGAUAACGCAAGAGGGAACAGGUGUGACAGAGGACUAUAGUAGUCAGGUGGUGAGGUGGUGAUGCCAAUCUGAUGCUUUUUCUGUUUGUUUCCCCUUCAAAUCAUCUGCAUUCUGUCCAACAGGCCACCUCAUCUUCUGUUUGAUGGUCAGUGAGUACAGGUCCAUCUAGGAGCAACUUUGUACCAGCAAUUUACCCUUCGCUAAGCCCUGCCUAAUAAGGUUACUGACCAAUCAUUCUAGGGCUACAUGAUAUGGCGGAAAAAGACAAUAUGCGAUAAACGUGCUGGAUACUGCGAUGGCGAAGUGCGAUGCAAUAAACCUAAGGUUAAUGAGUCAAAAUGUUAUAAAAUUAUUUUCAAGUAGAUUUAAAUCCCAAAAACAUUGACAAAUCCAAUGGACAUGAAGUGACAUUCUGUAAAAAGGUAUUAUCCAGCAUUAAUGGCAAUCAAAUGGAAAUCUAAACAAAAGGUAAGCAACAUGAACUGUUUACAUGUGCAAAAUGCAACCUGGUCUCAAAGAAUCAUGCUACUAUAACUACGUUUUUGCUAAAUGACUUUUAUGUGGCUCGUUCUAUGUAUCGCGGCAUUUUCCCAGUGAAGUAAAACACUAGAGGUGCUACAAUAACAACUUGAGAUGAUAGUGUCAUAAAAGCACCACAAAAUGACGUGGUUGCUUCAGCAAUUGCGUUUUUCACCUCACAUUUGCUUUUUAUGAUAGUAUCGGUUAGGUUUAAGGUUUAGGGUAGAAAUGUUUUUUAUUUUUAUUAUUUAACACAAGAUCAAGAGCACUAAUCUUAAAAACCUCAUCUAUUUGGGAGAACAUUUAACUCGCUUUUAACGCCACACAGUGGACAUUUCACCUGGGAACUGCCGCAAUACAUGUACCAUAUAAUUUCAUUUAAAAAAAUGUUUUGACACAGUCAAGUGAUUUUCAUAAUAUCAGGUUGGCAAAAUUACAUCUCAAGAUAAAUAUUAAGGCUGUCGAUUUAACACGUUAAUUCAGUGUGAUUAAUUCUAUUAAAAAUAAUGCGUUCAAAAAAUGUCCGCAUUUAAUCAUGUCCCCGGACCGUAAUAAGGAAUAUUCAUACCAUCGUAUCAAUUUAAGCUUGAAGUACCACCUGUUUUCUCCAGGGGGCAGUAAGCAAAACUCCAGCUGUAUAGGCAACAAGCAGCUUAUACAGAGAACAAACCACUCUCACCACACAAGAUGAGGACGGACGCGUUCUUGUAUUCAAACACAGCUUUAUAGUACACAAAUCCGAACGCAUCCAAGUUUUAAACUACAUUUAAACUGACACAGCAACCUAAAAACAGUAUGUUUAUGAGGCAACGCAACCAAAGUGAGAUGCUCCAAAAGCAUAUGUCUGACGCAGGUGUGCAUUGACGAGUCCUUAAACAAGCCCUUAAAUCUCGGACUGAUUGACAAAUUCAGUUGCAAAAUGAGUUAAUUGCUGUUAACUGUAGGCCAAUGAUAAGCUUAUGUUCAAUAAUAUGGAAGUAAAUAAUAUAUUGGACUCUAAAGCUCAUUUUUGUAUUGUCUUAAUGCUUUACUCAUCUGCCAAAAUAAUGUAAUGCAUUUUAAUUAUAUGAAUAUAAUUUUUUAUAAUAUAUACGUAUAUAUUAUUUAUAAUUAUUUAAAUAUAACUAUAUAUAAUUAUUGAAUAAUCAUUUUGAAAUUAUUGUUAUUUGAGGUGAUUUCUCAGUGAAUAUUUAAAUAUGCAAUUAAUUAAUCUGCAUACCAUGUAAUUAAUUCGAUUAAAAAAUUUUAUCGAUUGACAGCGCUAAUAAAUAUAUCUCUGCAUCUUUAUAAACUUUACGGGUUAAUACAUUCAAAUCAUAUUGCUAACCUGGCAGUUUGUUUAUAGCGAUAAGAUCAUUCGCAAUUUAUAUUUAGAAAUAGAUAUAUUGUACAGCCCUUAAUCAUACUCAGCAUGUGUAGCCACCUGUCAUACUAUCAGUCUUUGGAACGGCUAUGUGUUUGGACAGUUUUAAAUUAAAUUUUAAAUUAAAUUUUAUACCGAAAGUAUAAAAAAAUACGGUUAAAUGUUGUUGUCAGGCGAUGACACAAGAAACCGAACACUUGUUAUUUUUUUUAUUCAAAUCCGUAUCCAAAUCUUGCAUGCUUUUAGCCCACAUUUCCAAAUAAACAUGUAUAACAUCAGUAAGGACACUUACAUGUGCUCCAAGGUAAAUUAAUGUUACUAAUUUAAUUUUAAUUCAUUUAUGUAUAGAUUUAGGUUACAGUAGAGGUGAUAGUAACUAAAGAGUUCAUUAUUGUACGUUUGAAGAAACGUUAUGUUCACUUACACAAGAUGAGGCAUCUCUUUUUAGUUGACUGUGGUAAGCGUUUUCCUCAAUUCUAGCUUGGAGUCUCCACAGCUUGCAUAAUUUAACUAAUUCUUUUUUAAGAAAGAUAAAAGAUGCUUUGCAAUGGCACACUUUAUUCCAGCAUUCAUACAUAAAGUAUAAAUAAUAUAUAUAACAUUUAUUUUAUAUUUGGCUGAAAAUUGCGCUGUUUACAGAACUCUCAAAUUCAUCAUCCAAUAGGACAUUCUGCGUCUGUGCUAGCAAUAAUAACCAAGCAGGGCCGAGCUUAGUGAAGGGUAAAUUGUAAUUUUAAUCCAUUCAAAGGAAAUUGGAAACAUGUUUCAAUCUGCUUAAUUUCUAUUCCACACAUCACAAUAAAUGUGGCUGUAUACUUUUUUUGUCCAUGUGUGAGACUUGACCGAGAGACAAUGAUCAAUAAUGAUAACAGAUUAGAUUUAAUAUGAUUUAAAAUGAAUAUAAUGGCCAAUGAAAUGAUCUAAGAAAAGGAACAGAUGAAUGUUAUUUAAUUGCAAACCUUGUGGUUCAUCAUAUUUUUGCAGUACUGUACCAAACAGUCAUACUUGAUGUAUAUUUUUCUGUUUUUGAAAAAUAACAGUGUGUGUAAGGGACAGGUGAACACACAAUGGACACACACAUACAAGAGGUGUGACUUGACUAUUUUGUCCACUUGAAAAUCUUUAUGUUUGCUUGUUUUCUUCAGUUUGUAAAGGAGGUGAAAUCACGAGAUAUUUUAAUUUAAUAGAAUGAGAAUGAGGUUUGCAUGGUCACAACUACAGGUGUUAGUGUAUUUGUUGUCCAAGUGUACUUACUGAGUCAAAUAAAAAAAUACAGUAUA